Messenger RNA from Phytophthora nicotianae INRA-310, 1359 nucleotides. RefSeq lists its product as hypothetical. The coding region runs from base 1 to 1359 and encodes 452 amino acids. The transcript has a single exon. Gene Ontology annotation, cellular component: BLOC-1 complex. Lineage: Eukaryota; Oomycota; Peronosporomycetes; Peronosporales; Peronosporaceae. The record is from RefSeq and is a predicted model, not a curated record.
AUGAUGCAGCAGGGCUGUACGAUCAUCACCAUCUACCCGGUGUUGAGAACCAGCGCGCAGAGACGUCAAAAGGCCGAAGCUCUGCUUGCUAAACCAAAGUAUCCUCUCGAAACUCGCAACUGCGUGUUCCUGUACCUGCACUGGCGCACGGCGACGCGGAACAUGAUGCUGCUCAAGCAUUUGCUCGUUGAAUUUAUGUUGCAUUGCGAGAAGACGUUGCUGGAGUUCGUAGAAAGAGGAUGCCAAGUGAUCAGUGUCAUUCCGUUUGAACUGCCCCAAAUGGUACCAUUGGAACAACCCUCGCCGUCUCCAGCGUUGCAGGACUCUCCUCGGUCUGUGGACGCUACAACAGCUCAGCAACACGCAGAGUCGGAGGCGGUGGAGUCAACCUCUUCGGCUUCACCCUCCGCUAUAAGCGGUAGCGGCGAUGUAGCUGCGCCAUUGAUCGUCCAACAGAAAUCGAGAGGGAAGCAGAGGAAGCGAAAGACUGGCAAGACGGCACUACAAGCAGCAGCUUUAACAGCAAUGAAGCUGAUGGAAUCUAGUUUGACUGAUUCUGAAAAGCCUCAGAAGCGCAAGCAAGGAAGAAAGCGCAAAUGUGAACGGAAAACCAGUGAGAGGAUUGAAGAGAAGCCGAAAAGAGGCAAGCCGGGCUUGAGUGAGGCAGAGUAUCGCAGCCAAGUGGAAUUAUCUAAAAAGAUGGAGGACUUCGAGGCUCAAAUUCCGUGGGGAACAGUCUAUUUCAACGUACCACCUCCGUUUGACAAAGCAAAACACCCUGUACUUGCAUUAAAGUUUCGCAAGUUUUGGCUCAACCACUCACGUGCUGUGUGGGAGCGCAAAUUCUGGGUCCCCAUAUCCCGCAAAUUCGAUCUCGCCGCGUACAGCAAACGAAACAAUCGUCAACUGUUGGCCAAGAACGCGUUCGAGUCUCUGAUUAUUUCUGCGUACGAAGAGCUUGGAGCGGAGUUUUUCGUGAAAUUGGACUCGCAGAAGCCGCGACACCCAGGCUGGUGGUAUCGUGAGCCAGUUGUGGCUCUGUUUUGCCUACAGCAGAUGAAGGGCGAGGAUGCCAUGUGGGAGUACGUUAUGAACCAAGAACUUAAACGUUUUCCAGUCUGCAAGGUGCCUCUUCCUCUGACGGCCUCAAAUAUGGAGGGAAUGCGCAAGCGAGAGAGUGCGUCAGUGUGGAUUGACAACCCGCGAACUGAGAGGAUUCUGUAUGAAAUAGCUAUACUCAAAGCAGAGAACGAGGCAGGAAUGGUGAAGGAUGAUGGCGAAUUGGAGAGUGCAGGGACGAAUUCAAUGGAGGGAUUGCGAGGGGGAGCCAAGAUUGAGGUUUCUGUGAGGUUGUCAUGA